UGCCAUGGGCAUGGAGCCCUAUGGAGGGAGGUGGGCUGUGCUGUGAACCCGACCUUGCGGCACAGAGCUCUGGGGACAGAGCCCAGGGGACCUGCCUGGAGGGUGCCAGCAWGGCUGGGAGCUGCUUUGUGUUCAUGGCACCUGGCAAAAAUCAUUGACAGCAUUUUUCACUGGCAACAGGACUGACCUCACCCUCCCAAGGGACCAYUGGGCUCCAAGGAGUCUGGCUCAGCCCAACAAGGAUUGUUAUUUUGCCAACUAAUUCCCCAUGGAUGUAGCUCUGUCCUAACCUUGAGCUUGCACCUCAGGGAGGCGUCACUCCUCACACUUAGGGCAGUUUAAUUAGCAGUGAGCCCUCUGUCCCUGCUUAAACCUUCUGGAACUGGCCAAGAAAUUGCAGGAAAGGCAUGGGAUGACCAGCUGGUCAGAUAACAUGGUUGAGUCUUAUUUUCCCAGCGGUGAUGUAAGGGAAGAGACAAGAUGCUGUGAUUUGGAGCAUCGUGCUUUCUAGAAAAACUUCCCUGGGUGCUGUGGGUACAAAGAGAUGCUCAGAGGGGCAAAACCUGAUCCCAGCCCUGAUGUUUUGGGUUGAGAACUGCAGCACUUACAGCUGAUUCAGGUGAGAUUGGGGCUCAGCCACUUCCCCAGUCACUGCCAUGACACAGUCGAGCGUUUGUAAACAGCCCUGAGGUUCCUCAGCAAGGUGUCAUGGGAGGAAAUAGCUGGAUGCCGGGGAUUGCAGCGUCCUGACCUGCCCCUCACCCUUCUCGGUGACUAACCCAUUCCCAAUUUCCGCUCAGGAAGGCAUGAGUCGUGCUGGGAGGAUGUGAGAGCAGCUGUCCCACUGCUCCUGGCAGGUGCCAUGGGACGAUGAGGCUGCUUUGGGCUUUGUCCUCACCAUGCUACAUCCGUCCAAGGCCCCAUGCCACAGGGAUCCCCCUUGGUCCUGCCAGCCUGAGCUUUAAAUAGGAGUGGAAUGCCCGUCCAGGCUCUGCUUGCUGGAAAAGGCAGAGGGGCUGAGAGUGGGGCUGAGAGUGGCUUUAUCGCAAGGUGUUGAGGCUAGCAGUGGAUGCAAGAAGGGUUAGGGAARGGCUGCCCAUGGCAGGGAUGCCAAGGGCAGGGAAAUGCAGCCAGGUUUUUCUCAGAUGAAGAAUGGUACUGGUGCAAGGUUGGCUUCCGUGAUAGCAGGGGAUACACACCCAGGGCUUUUCCAUCUCAGUGCUGGCCUGUAGGGACUUCACACAAGCCUGAUGCUGUGCCACCAUUGAAUGCCCACUCCAUCCUGUGGACAGUGUGGUGGCCACCACCAGCCCCAGGCAGGUSCCUUUGCUCUCCGCAGCCACAGGCUGAUUCAACCUGGUCCCACACAGGCACCACUUGUUUGCCUCCAGAUGUGAUGUCUAAGACAGAAGUGGGAUCACUUAUUUCCCUGCACUGAUAACCAGUUGUUUGGGGCUAUCUUAAUUAGAGAGCCUUAACCAGGCCCCUCGACCCCACCAGCAGCCCAGAGGGAGCUCAGCAGCUCCCAGGCUGUGGGCAGGCAUCUGAUGAUCGGGUUUGUCCUGAUCAGCUCCAUUCCUGCCCACGUGGCACUGCUUGGGCUGUGUGUGUGGGAGGGAAGUGCCGGGAUGUGAUGUGGCACACAGCUGGCGUGCCAGGGGCACAGCUUGUGUAGAAUCCCCCCACCUCCUUCCUCAUUGCAAAGGGGACUSGCCCAUGGAGCAGAUGUCCAGUCCAGCCAUGACCACCAGUCUCCUUUCAAGAGCAAACACUCCUCUAACUCCUCUCCUGAGAGGACUCCAASGGUAUCCCAGACUCUGCAGACAUCAUUCGGGAGAAAAGGGGUUGCAUGACWCUUUGGCGAUGAACGCGGCCAGAAGUGGCUACCGGGUCUUCUCGGCCAACUCCACCGCAGCCUCCACCGAGCUGGCGAAGAAGAUCACGGAGCGUCUCGGUGCUGAGCUGGGGAAAUCUGUGGUGUACCAGGAAACCAAUGGAGAAACRAGAGUUGAAAUAAAAGAGUCUGUCCGGGGACAGGAUAUCUUCAUCAUACAGACAAUCCCCAGAGAUGUGAAUACUGCUGUCAUGGAGCUGCUGAUCAUGGCCUAUGCACUGAAGACUUCCUGUGCCAGGAACAUUAUUGGGGUCAUCCCCUACUUCCCCUACAGCAAACAGAGCAAAAUGAGGAAGAGGGGCUCCAUAGUCUGCAAGCUGCUGGCUUCAAUGCUUGCCAAGGCAGGUUUAACACACAUUAUCACUAUGGACCUUCAUCAAAAGGAAAUCCAAGGCUUCUUCAGCUUUCCAGUAGACAACCUGAGAGCAUCCCCUUUCUUGCUUCAGUAUAUACAGGAAGAAAUUCCAGACUACAGAAAUGCAGUUAUUGUAGCCAAAUCUCCUGGUGCUGCUAAAAGGGCUCAGUCUUACGCUGAGAGGCUGCGGCUGGGGCUGGCAGUGAUCCACGGAGAGGCUCAGUGCACAGAGCAGGACAUGGAUGAUGGGCGGCACUCCCCUCCGAUGCUCAAAAAUGCAACUGUGCAUCCUGGCCUGGAGCUGCCAUUGAUGAUGGCCAAGGAGAAACCACCAAUAACUGUGGUUGGAGACGUCGGAGGAAGGAUUGCCAUCAUUGUGGAUGACAUCAUUGAUGACGUGGAAAGCUUUGUAGCUGCUGCAGAGAUCCUGAAAGAGCGUGGAGCCUAUAAGAUUUUUGUGAUGGCUACUCAUGGGCUUCUGUCAGCAGAUGCCCCCCGUCUCAUAGAGGAAUCCUCCAUUGAUGAGGUGGUAGUGACCAACACUGUUCCUCACGAGGUGCAGAAGCUGCAGUGCCCCAAGAUAAAGACUGUGGAUAUCAGUUUGAUCCUCUCGGAAGCCAUCCGGCGGAUCCACAAYGGCGAGUCCAUGGCCUAUCUCUUCCGCAACAUCACUGUCGAUGACUAGACCAGAGCCUGCCCCCGUCCUGGAUUCCACAAGAGAAGGAAAUCUGCAUGGAAAGGCAAUAUCAUAAAACAUAGGCAUAACACAACUGUUUAUUUCUGUAGGAGCAUGGAGGUUUUCAGGGUCUUGAGCCAUGAGAUCUAAUAGGGAAGAAAUCAACCUGACCAGCACUUUACAAGUGAGCAGAAGGGGCCACUGGCAAUGGGGAGGAUUACACCUUAAUUAAGAGAGAUGGAGAAAUGAGGUGGUGUUGAAUUUUUAAGUUCCUUUAAUGAUUUUUUUUUUAGUGUGUUAUCUCUUGCCCUGUAGGGGCAGAAAGAAAAGCUAAACAGAAGUAGCUGUCAUCUUGUGAGAAGGGAACAGAGACUGCUCACUGCUGUGUGGGUAGCGAGAGCAGCCUUUGGGGUUGUUUCUGCCUGUGUCUCGCCCCAGAGCAUGGAAGGGAAUGUUCAGACUGUGCUGCUGGCAGAGCUGAGCCAACAGCAGCUCUGUGCCAGCUCCAUGGCCUCUCCUCUCCUGCACAGCAGAGCAGGGACUUUCAUCAGAGYUAAGUUAGCGGAACAUCCCGAAAGGACAGCUUAGGGCAGCCCUUUGGCAGGGCUGCUCCCAUCCCUGGGUCAGGGAGCUGGGAACAGGCUCACGUGUGUGUCCCAGCAGAGCAGGCAAUGCUAGUUAAUGUGUUGGCCUUUUCAUUUUGUGAGCUUUGGGUCAUUAUUGCUCUUCAGUGAUGAGUCACGUGAGGGUCUUGGUCCUCACUGGAUCACUUGUCUGCACUGCAAAACCAGGCACGAUUUUUGGAGUUGCCUGGGGCUGAUGAGUUUGUGGCAGAGUCUCAUGGGGAAGGGGAAGUUGGAACAAUAUCUGCUUCUAAUGCAGCUGUGCUCUCCAAAACACUAACUCUGAACCUGCAAUAAAAAGUGUAAGAUUUUUCA
Molecule: messenger RNA, 3863 nt
Organism: Malurus melanocephalus (red-backed fairy wren)
Lineage: Eukaryota; Metazoa; Chordata; Aves; Passeriformes; Maluridae
Gene: PRPSAP1
Product: phosphoribosyl pyrophosphate synthetase associated protein 1
Exons: 11
Coding region: 1717-2934 (405 amino acids)
Biological process (GO): 5-phosphoribose 1-diphosphate biosynthetic process; purine nucleotide biosynthetic process
Cellular component (GO): cytoplasm; ribose phosphate diphosphokinase complex
Molecular function (GO): ribose phosphate diphosphokinase activity; magnesium ion binding
Source: RefSeq, a predicted model, not a curated record